Nematocida ausubeli is the source of this 1446-nucleotide messenger RNA. RefSeq lists its product as uncharacterized. The transcript has a single exon. The record is from RefSeq and is a predicted model, not a curated record. Gene Ontology annotation, molecular function: protein disulfide isomerase activity. Lineage: Eukaryota; Fungi; Microsporidia. Gene Ontology annotation, cellular component: endoplasmic reticulum. The coding region runs from base 1 to 1446 and encodes 481 amino acids.
AUGAUAAGACAAGCACUUCUCUACCUUUUCAUAGUUCAUUAUGUAAUAGGUCAGACAUAUAAUACUUGCAAGGUAACACCACCAUCCUUUGGGUAUUCAAUCACAAAGUACUACAGGGAUCAAUGUGUCCACUGUAAGAGUAUAUCCCCAAAGAUACAGAAAAUAGUAGAUUCAAUGGAAAGGAAGCAGAUAGACAUAAAUCUGUACAAUGUUGAUACAGCCGCAUGCUAUAAUGAAACAGAAGAAAUAGACGUAAUCCCAACUAUAAUUGUGCAUAAAGAUGGAAAACAACUUCUGAAGUUCUCUGGGGACCUGGCAUACGACAAGAUAGUUGAUCUAUUCGUGAGCAAGACAGGCCUUAAUAAGAAUAUCUUUGAGAAGGAAGUGCCUGCCCCAACUGAAAUACUCUCCCUGACUAAAAAUGACUUUUUGUCUUCAUUCAAUGGCCCAUGGAUUGUAUACUUUGAUAAUGGAUACGACCAUUUAGUUGAAAAUAUUCUAUUAGAGACAUAUAAGUCAUUCAAUACGGAAAUAAAGAUAGCAAAGUACGUGGGAGCAGAUAAGGAGAUAGUUGCAGGGAGGUAUUACAUAUAUGACUUCCCAGGGAUUCUUGUCAUGUACGAUGGGAUUCUUAUGCGGUACAACGGGAAUAUGACCUUGCCUGCAUUCCAUGAAUUCUGCUCAAAGCUUGUAGAACCUAGUUUCAAGGAUAUCACAGCAGACAAACUCAGUAAUAUAGUAGAACCAACCUUUGUCGUAUUCUACUCUGAUGUUGUCUUGGCAAACAGGGCAUUCAGGCGGAUUGCACACGACUUAAAGAUGAAUGCAACCACGUACAAAAUGAAGAUAGAAACAACAGAGAGUGAUCCAAUCCUUAGACUGGCAGUCUUCAAGAAUGGAAACAAAUUCUACUACGAUGGAGAUAUAAACAAUGAAGGAGACAUUAGGGAGUGGUUAUUCCAUGCUCAUUUCCCAAAUACAUCUAAGCUAGGAAUGGAUAAUUUCUAUUCAAUAUUCCAUGGUCUGAAGCCUGUAGUAAGCAUUAUCACAGACAGUGGAAAUCCAGAACUUGAAGACUUUGAGGAAAUUGCAUUAGAAAAUAACAGAGGAACCUCUUCUUCCCCGUAUGUCUUUACUUUUGUCGAUAAAACAGAAUACCCGAAAUUCACAGAGACCAACUUUGGCAACUUGGAUUCAUCCUCAAUAAUUGUUUUCUUUGACCCACAGAAGCAAAUCUUCUACGGCCGCAAGAGAAAUCCAAAAGAAUCCAUCCGGGCAUACUUUGACACACAGUUAGCACAGUACAAAGAUGGUGUCCUACCGAAAUAUACCAAGCACAAGCCAGGUUCAUACAAGCUUGCUGCCUUCGGAGUGUGUGGUCUAGCAGCCCUUGGUGGAGGACUAAGGUAUCUUAUGUCUAGAAAGAACAAAGCUGCUUUAGAAUAA